Molecule: messenger RNA, 1036 nt
Organism: Botrytis deweyae
Lineage: Eukaryota; Fungi; Ascomycota; Leotiomycetes; Helotiales; Sclerotiniaceae
Exons: 2
Coding region: 150-479 (109 amino acids)
Source: RefSeq, a predicted model, not a curated record
UUGAAAUCUGGACAAUUCCUACUAUGCGGAUCAUGAACUCCUGACGGGCACUCGCAAAUGUAACAAUUGCUCCCGAACAAUUCAACGAAGUCAUUCAAUCAAAUUCCCAAUAUAACUGAAGCCUUUUUGAGAUCACUCGCUAUAAUAAGAUGUGCGUAGAGCAAGAAGUUCGUUGCACAGGAUGCAAUGAAUCGAGUACCAGCGUUUACAUCUGUUCGAGGUUCAAGAGAUGGCAAAGAAACCACAAGAAGAUUGUCAGUCAUAGACGAUGUGGAGAAUUCAGUAUAUCUCGACCAAGAAAACAAACAAGUUUGGCUCACGUGGAUUGUCCCAUUCAAUCCGAACAAGAACAAGAACAAAUCGAGUAUGAACAUAGCGAAGCGUUCAUGUAUGAUUACGCUUCACAAUGUCCGAGUCCAAUUCCAACAUAUCCGGCUUAUGCAAUGCCAUACCCACACUAUCCUUCAUGGUGUGUAUGAUUAGAGGGUGAAUUUGCGAGAACCAUCUUCAUGGAUUGCUAUCACAAGAGAGUUGGAAUACCAGAGUUUUGAAGAGAGUUGGAUGAAGGAGAGAACUCGCGGUGGCGAGCUCGGGAACUGUGGGAAGAUUUCAUUGAAGACUGCAGAAGGGAUCAUUUUGGAGAGUUGGCCCUUUUUCCCGUUGGACAGAGCAGAGUACUAGGUAGACUUUCAGGAUCAUCAACCUGGACUCAGCCCCAACACGUGCCAAAAUGAGCCACACGAGCCACACGAGCCUUCACCCCGUCGAGCCCGUCCACCGAAGGGUUUUUCUCGAUUCUCCAGUUUCAGUUGUUGAGCCAAGGUUGAUCCAGGGCUGAUCCAGGGUUGAUCCAUUUCCAUCUCCAUCCUGGCAUCCUCCCUCCUCCUUUUUACUCCGUAAUUUCCAAUAGAGUGAUUUGAUUAGCUCAACUUAAAAUAGUGGAGACAUUUUACAAUCUCUAUGUAAUCUCGAGGUAAUCUGAGGUAAUAUGAUGCUAAAAUAUCCUCAUAAUCCUGCACCAUCCUAGGUAUAUAUC